Molecule: messenger RNA, 1434 nt
Organism: Zea mays
Lineage: Eukaryota; Viridiplantae; Streptophyta; Magnoliopsida; Poales; Poaceae
Exons: 10
Coding region: 192-1265 (357 amino acids)
Biological process (GO): trehalose biosynthetic process
Molecular function (GO): trehalose-phosphatase activity
Source: RefSeq, marked validated
CAAGCAACCAACGCAUUCAGGCCCCUCGCGCGUGUUCUGUCUCUCCGAUCCAGCCAGCCAGCCAGCCAUCCAUUCAUCCGUGUGGUGUGGUCGUCGCCUCUCUCCUCCUUUCCUUCUCCGAUCCGCCUCCAGCGUGCAGCGUCCACGUCCUGAUUGUUCAGUGGUUUCUCGAUCGAGACCGCGCGCGCGCAAUGACGAAGCGCACCGCCUUCGCCGCGGACGACGCGAUCAUCGCCGCCGCCGCCGCCGUCACGUCGCAGCCCGGCCGGCGGUUCACGUCGUACCCGCCGGCGAGGGCGCGCGGCGGAUGCAGGCUGGCCCCGGCGGUGGCGGCGGCGGCGCGCCAGGCCACGGACGACCCCGGCGCCGCUGGGUCCUGGCCAGAACUAGUCGUGCCGCGGCACGCCGACUUCGACGACUGGAUGGAGAAGCACCCGUCGGCAUUGGCCGCGUUCGAGUCGGUGCUGGCCGCCGCCAAAGGCAAGAAGAUCGUCAUGUUCCUCGACUACGACGGCACCCUGUCGCCGAUCGUCAGGGACCCCGACAGCGCCGUCAUGUCCGAGGAGAUGCGGGACGCGGUGAGAGGCGUGGCCGAGCACUUCCCGACGGCGAUCGUGAGCGGGAGGUGUAGAGACAAGGUGUUCAACUUCGUGAAGCUGGCGGAGCUGUACUACGCCGGGAGCCACGGCAUGGACAUCAAGGGCCCCACAGCACAGUCCAAGCACACCAAGGCAAAGGCCGGAGCCGUUCUAUGCCAACCUGCGAGGGCGUUCCUGCCGGUCAUUGAGGAGGUGUACCGCGCGCUGACGGCGAGCACGGCGCCGAUCCCCGGCGCGACGGUGGAGAACAACAAGUUCUGCCUCUCCGUCCACUUCCGCUGCGUCCAGGAGGAGAAAUGGCGCGCUCUGGAGGAGCAGGUCCGGUCGGUGCUCAAGGAGUACCCGGACCUCCGCCUCACCAAGGGCAGGAAGGUCCUCGAGAUCCGGCCGUCCAUCAAGUGGGACAAGGGCAACGCCCUGCAGUUCUUGCUCGAGUCUCUCGGUUUUGCUGGCAGUAACAGUGUCUUCCCGAUAUAUAUCGGAGACGAUAGCACCGACGAGGACGCGUUCAAGGUCCUGCGCAACUUGGGGCAAGGGAUCGGGAUCCUGGUGAGCAAGAUUCCGAAGGAGACCCGCGCAUCCUACUCCCUGCGUGAACCUUCUGAGGUGGAGGAGUUCCUGCGCAAGUUGGUCAGCUGGUCCAAGGAGAGCAGGCAACGGGACUAGUCAUGGUCCAGUCAGCAGGCGAUGGAAAGCUUUGCCUAGAAGCGGUCGACAGGGCCGGCUCUCGUUUUUUUAAGGGCCAUAGACCAACCUCGAUGUUUAGGCCUCUGAUUUUUUUAUUGUCAAUAACUGUAAUAAAAUAGAGGGAAAAUAAUAAAAAUAAUUUAAUGGU